Molecule: messenger RNA, 2721 nt
Organism: Perca fluviatilis (European perch)
Lineage: Eukaryota; Metazoa; Chordata; Actinopteri; Perciformes; Percidae
Gene: cxcl12a
Product: chemokine (C-X-C motif) ligand 12a (stromal cell-derived factor 1)
Exons: 4
Coding region: 73-375 (100 amino acids)
Biological process (GO): chemokine-mediated signaling pathway; immune response; induction of positive chemotaxis
Cellular component (GO): extracellular region
Molecular function (GO): chemokine activity; chemoattractant activity
Source: RefSeq, a predicted model, not a curated record
UCAGUCCCGUCUGUCACAAUUCUUCUGGACUUUACUUUGAGCAGGAUCAAAUCUCGUUGGCAUUAUCGCAGAAUGGAUAUGAAGCUGUUGGCAGUCGUAGCUGCGCUCACGGUGGUGAUAUAUGCGUUUCCAACACAAGGUAUGCAGAUCUUUUUCAGCUGGUUUGCUGUGUACUUUUGCAAUUGUCGUCAACAUAACAUCCAACGAACCUACAUUCGAGAGCUCAGGUUCAUCCACACACCCAACUGCCCCUUCCAAGUGAUUGCCAAGCUGAAGACAAACAAAGAAGUGUGUGUGAACCCAGAGAUCCGGUGGCUGCAGCAGUACCUGAAGAACGCCAUCAACAAGAUGAAGAAAUCCAGGCAGGACAACUAAAAACCCCGGCGGAGAUCCUCCUAAGCCAUCACUGAGGGUUUGAACCAUCACAGCUGUAACAUGUGAUAUGAGAUCAUCUGGUAUGUUAAACAGCACUUAUCACGACUGCCACGAUGCGGCCUCUUGCAUGGAAUGAACCUACAACUCUUCAUCGUGAACACCAUCCACCAAGUUGUUGCAGUCUUCACCAUCACCCUUCUCACCACUUAUAGAGAUUGUAGACGUUAUUAGUGCAAAGUGCAAUUAUAUCUGUGUGUGUAUGUUUUUCUAACUAUAAUGUUUAUACUUUUUUUUGUUAAUGGACAUAAACAGUAAAGAACUAUUUUUUGGAGAUUUUCUCGUCCUUCUGGCCUCUCUGUCAUUUAAGAAAAAGCAUCGACCCCGGGGUCAAAGUGUUUAAAGGGGGGAGAUAUAGGUCAGUGGGAGAAUUUUCUCCACAACAAACACGAGUUACCAUCCCACUUGCAAGUAGCAGAGUCUUUUCAUCUGCUAAAUAAGCAGAAUAUAGAUUUAUUAACUCUAAUCCAAAACAUGGGAUCUGCUUACCCUAAUCGUCUCUGAUUUUAAAUUGUACAAUAUGAACAACAAUGUACAGUUUCUCUUCUAAAAAACAAGCAGAGGCGCAGAGUUUGCCAAGUCGUAUUUCAUGUUUCAAGUUAAUUAGCACCGUGGAAUUUCAAUGGGUGCCAGCUACCCCCAGACUGAAUAUAAGAUCCUAGUAAAAAUGGCUAUUACAAUGUUUUUGUGAUGGAAAUUAGGAUGCCAGAAGAGCUUGAGAAUUUCCUGAGCAGUUCUGUGGCAGUGAUUAUGCGACCCUGUGUUACCCAACGUGCCUGCUUUUUUUCAUUCUUGGAGAAAAGCUGAACAUCUAGAUCCAAAACCAUUUUAAUUGAGCGACCAAUAAGUCAAAAUUGACAAGAAUUGUAAAGCUGUGUCGCUUAACGAGAGAUGUUAAGAACAAAUGGUGACAUUCACGAAUCACAGUUCGCUGUCAAAAAGAUUUUAAUAUACUGUUAGUAUAAAUGUACACAAGGGUGUACUGCAAUUUGAAUAACUGUAACCACAUCAGUAGUUAAAACACUUUGUUAUACUCUGAGCCACAGUAGAGAAAGUAGUUGUACUAUUACUGACAAUAAAUAAUGUACAUAGAUUUAACUACCUACAACUGUCAUGCAGAUAGCGAUGCACUUUAUAUCUGAUGUAUUCAUGUUUUAACAACAACAUUUACUAUUACUCACUAAGUCUGAUCAUUAGGCCUAAAUUGUCUUUUGUAUUUUUUAUAUUAAUCAUGCUGUUGCUAUUCUGUUCUUUUUGAUCAUUGAAUGUGUUGCUGCAUUUAACUUUUAAAGCCUGGGUGAUUCAUUCAUCUAUUAUACAAAUGUUUAUUUUUGUACUCUUUUAUGCAUUCAUAUAUUAAAUCUAAACAUUUAAAUGAAGGAACUGUACUCUCACAAUUGAGUCAACCAGCCAACACUUUACUGUAGAACUUGUAUACAGUUGGUCAGUAAAGAAAGGAAAUUUUAAAAAUGUUACGAUUACUAUUUUAAUGUUUACUUUCCUAUACAUGUUACAAGCAUUUUCCUCAUAAAUAUACUCACUUAUACCUACUAAUGCACACACAUAGUUAAGUGACUCUUUACAUCUUUAUAUUCAGUGUAAAGCCAGCUUUUCCAGAGCCAACACGCAGCUGCUGUAAUCUUACUGUACUAGCAGGUCAGAGGUUAAAUCUAUAGACUUUGAUGUGUGAACAUGUGUUUAGCUUUACUCACAAGGGCAAAUUAAAGGCAAGCACAAUGAUCCUGCCUGUUAUUUAACUAUUAACUCAACAAGCCACCAUUAGGAAAACAUUAGAGCUAAAAGGGAUGAACUUUUAACUUCCCUCUAAGGGCAUUAUGUGAGGCGGAGCACAGUAGUUUAUGUGAUGAGAGUGGUCUGCUGAUUGAAACAUCAGGGAGAGAUAAAGGGCCGUGAAUGGCACUCCACAACCAAUUUUGCUUUGUCUACUGAUACUGUUUUUGUCCGGGUUAAGCGGGAAAGCAGCACUCGUGUGAGAUAAAGCCAUUGAUUUAGCCACUUUUUUUAGCACUGGUGUGCCAAUUUUGAGUGGAAAGAAAUCAUAUAUAAUCACUGUAUGAUUGAUUGGGUUGAUAUCACUGCAGAGAUCUAGAGGUAGCAACGAGUGUUUUCCUCCCCAGUAAUGUGAAGAUUGGGCAGCUUGUCGUGUCAUGUGAAAUUUUAUCAUACAGAGGACACAUCCUCAUAAAGUGUUAACUAUUAUUACUCUGAGACCAUUUUUAAAACAUUUGCUUACUGAAAAUAUUUCAAUUAAACUUAAAAUUGAUCACA